AUGGACAAUAUAUCCCAUUUUACAUUCUUUCUCUCAGAACUGAAGGAAUCAAUGUCAGUCAAACACACAUAUUUUGCUCUCUCUCUUGUUGUGUAUCUAAUCAUAAUUUUACUGAAUGUGACUUUGAUAGUGACAAUCCUGCUGGAGAAAGCCCUCCAUGAGCCCAUGUACAUCUUCCUGUGUAAUCUGUGUAUUAAUGGACUGUUUGGAACAGCUGGUUUCUACCCUAAAUUCAUGUAUGAUUUAAUCUCUGACACCCACGUGAUCUCAUACAAUGGGUGCUUCUUGCAAUUUUUUGUUAUUUACACCUCUGCUGUUUGUGACAUUACAACAUUAACAGUGAUGGCAUAUGACAGGUAUGUGGCAAUCUGCAGACCCUUGGACUACCACUCUGUUAUGACAAACAAAACUGUUGUAAAAUUACUCCUGUUUUCCUGGCUUUUACCUGCUUGCUCUGGAGCUGUAGCACUUCUGUUGACAAAACGGCUGUCAUUAUGUGGAUCCCACAUUGACAAACUCUAUUGUGAUAACUUAUCCAUGGUGAGGCUAUCCUGUGAAUCCACAAUCGCUAACAAUAUUUAUGGAUAUUUUGUAAUUAUUGUGUAUGUUUCUCUUGUCAUUUUUAUUAUUUGUUCUUAUAGUAGACUGAUCACUGCAAGUAUCAAAUCCACUGAAAGCAAAACCAAAUUCAUGCAUACCUGUGUGCCUCAUUUGUUGUCUUUAAUCAGUUUAAUAACUGCUUUAAUUUUUGAUUCAAUGUAUGCUCGUUAUGGAUCAAGGGAUUUCCCACAAAGUCUACGCAAUUUUUUCGCCUUAGAAUUUUUGAUAAUCCCACCUCUUUUUAAUCCUUUAAUUUAUGGAUUAAAAUUAACUGAGGUUCGCAAAAGAGUCCUGAGAGCUGUGAAAGUCAAAGUGAUAGACCCCCUUUAUAAUGUAAAAAAGAUGUAA
Messenger RNA from Megalops cyprinoides (Indo-Pacific tarpon), 948 nucleotides. RefSeq names its product olfactory receptor 1496-like. Gene Ontology annotation, biological process: G protein-coupled receptor signaling pathway. Lineage: Eukaryota; Metazoa; Chordata; Actinopteri; Elopiformes; Megalopidae. Gene Ontology annotation, cellular component: membrane. The record is from RefSeq and is a predicted model, not a curated record. Gene Ontology annotation, molecular function: G protein-coupled receptor activity; olfactory receptor activity. The coding region runs from base 1 to 948 and encodes 315 amino acids. The transcript has a single exon.